This is a messenger RNA of Pocillopora damicornis (cauliflower coral), 1424 nucleotides long. RefSeq lists its product as uncharacterized. Gene Ontology annotation, biological process: negative regulation of smoothened signaling pathway. The record is from RefSeq and is a predicted model, not a curated record. NCBI's taxonomy places the organism in Eukaryota, Metazoa, Cnidaria, Anthozoa, Scleractinia, Pocilloporidae. Gene Ontology annotation, cellular component: ciliary membrane; Golgi apparatus.
GGUUCUGUUAGACUGGGGUUGACUGUCAUGUGUCAGAAAUCAGAGGGGCAACCAGAGGUGUGUGUUACCCCUGAUUUACCCCAAGAGUGGCUGGCUACUCUAUUGUUUAUGAUUUUGGGUGUGGUAGCUCUGACACUCACUUGCUUUUUGCUACUGGUGUCUCCCUGGAAACCUUCCAUUGUGGAUGCAGCCAAGUGGAUUGUUUUUCUUGGAAUGAUAGUGUUCUGUCUGGCAGCCCUCACAUUCCCAAUGGGAUUUCAAAUGCCAGAGAUUGGUGGAAAACCAUACAAGUUACCACAAGGAACACACGUUGGACCUUCAUUUUUUCUUUAUAUAUUUUGUAUAGUUUUCACAAUUGCCUCUGAACUUUUUAUAUUCAAAGUUUGUCCACUCUUGCUUAGGUAAUGAAGAAAAAAUAUUACAUUUUGGGUGAGAAAAAUGCCAACAAAUUGCUCAACAAUACACAAUAUUGGAGUAAAAGAGGCCAUAGAUUUAAAGAAAUUAAGGGUAACUGUAUAUGUCUAUCUGUUGUUAUUCUGCACUUUUGCCUUUAAAAGUAAUUUUUUUUUAAAAAUAAAUUUACUUUAACAAUUUAGAUAAGACAGGCUUUCUUAAUCCUUUAACUCCUAGAAUCUGAUUGUUGAUUCUUCCCUCUAGCUGCCGCAAUUUUCUUUGUAAAUUAUUUAUAUGAAUUUGAUGUAAGAUCAAGAUGACAAUAUCUACCUGCUAAGCUUGAGUAUUCUCAGUACCUGUUUGCUGGAUAAUUUAUGGAAAUUAUAGGGAGAAGUUACUGGUACACGUUUAUGACCUCUGGGAGUUAAAGGGUUUACUUAUAAAACUCUUGAGUAGUGCUGAUAAGUUUGAGUAUUCUCAUUACCUGUUUGCUGGAUAGUGUAUGGAUAUUAUAGGGAGAAGUUACAUGUUAAUCACCUCUGGGAGUUAAAGUGUGAAAACUUUUCAGUGGUGCUGAAGUAUAAGGCCAUCUCAGGAAAAUGUUGGUGUUGUUUCUGAUGAAUUUUCCAAACUAAAGUUGAACCUUAUAGGGCAACACAGAUAGUCAUCCAGUAUGUCUGAACAUGCAAAAAACAUUCUUCAAUUUUAUUUUUAGAGUAUUAUUUAUUUAAUUUUGCCAAAUUCACUGUUGACUUACUUUUUCUUAACAGCUGGAAAGUAACACAGCAGCAACAAGUAAAUGAACCUCAUGCUCUGUUUAGUGAUAGGAAAUGAAACAAAAGUUUCACUAUUACUAGUUCAAGAACAUAUACAUGUACAUUGAACUCAACUAUGAAUGUAAAGUUUUCACAGCUGGUACUGUCUUGAGAGGUCAGCAUACAUAGUUCUAAUUUUAGAUUUUCAGGGAAACUCCUAUUAAGGAAUCAACCAUGGAAACCUUGUUACACUAAACUGAGUAAUAGUAAGAGUGA